AGUUUUAAACAAAAAGUUUUUGAGUUCAGCAAAGGAUGUAUAAAACGCCGCUAGAUGGCGUUGUGAACAUCAAUCAAGGACAAAUAAACUUUACAGUUCCAGCAAUAAAGCUCAUUUUACAAUGUUACUAAAUAUUUGUUGACAGUUGCCAUGUGUUGACAUUUCACCGAGUUGCUAUGGCGGUCUUUUCAUUUUACUGACGACGAAUUUUUCAGUAAUGUGAAAUUACAGCAACAUCCGUAAUUAUAUUGGGCUUAAAUUAUGUGGCGUGAAAAUAUUUCGUGUGAAGAUGUAAUCGUGGGUACCAUACCUGCGAUCGCGAUGUUCAGUUAAACGAGCCGGAAAUAUUUAAAUCAUAUUUUGUUUUUUGUUUGUGAUUUUGUUUGAGUGGAAGAAUUCACCAUGAGUUGUUACAGUAAGGAGAAGUGUGGAGUGGAGAAGUAUGAUUACAACAACAUAUGUAAGAGUCAUUCUGCCCGAUCGGACCGAGCAGAAAAAUCUUCUGCUUUAACAUCCACAGAACUGUAUCGAAUAUGUCCAUCAAAGUUGAGCAAGCGGGAGUUGGAAGACCUGUACUUUGCUCUCUUAGAAAACAACUUGGAGUUAAAACGAACCAUCAAUGGGCAGCAGGACAAGAUCCGAGGUCUGUCCACGAAGGUGCAGCGGCUUAAUGCCUCUCAAAAGCUUAUUCAAUCUAAAGAGAUGAAAGACUGCUGCAUUGGUACCAAGACACUUGUCAAUGAUCAGAAGGAAUCCAUAUUAGACUUGAAGCGCACAAACCAGCGCAUGUCGGAACGUAUCCGUACGCUGAACAUGCGGCUGUGCUCGGCGAAGCAGUUCCAUAAGAAGAGUCCCUCGUCAUCUGUGUCCCGGUGUCUCCGCUGUGCCAACACCAGUGCACUGCCUCAGCACACCUAUGUCAAACAUUCCUGUAGCCCAAAGCCAAGUGAACCAACCAACCAGACUAUGAAGUGUUCAGUCUCAUGUCAAAAUGUCGACAGAGAUGCUACAAGUGUGAGAUCGGCACAAACUGAGCCUCGUGAACCCCAAUGCCAAAAUUCUGACUUGCCAUGCGACGAAAAUAAAUGUAGAACUGUCAUGGAAGAGUUGAAACAAAAAAUAGUCACUUUGCAAGAGGAGUUGAGCAACACGCACUCGGAGUACUCGUCGCGCAUCAGCCGGCUGGAGGGCGAGGUGAGCGCGGUGCGGCGCGAGAACGUGCGCGUGCGCGGCGAGCGCGGCGCGGGGCAGGACCAGCUGCGGGGCGCCGCGCAGCGCGCCGCGCAGCUGCUAGAUACCUGCCGCCAGGCGGAGGCCAAGUGUGUUCAACUAACGGCACAGUUAUCAAUUGAAAAGAGGAAGGUGGCGGAGCUAGAGACCCGACUGAAGGCGGCGAACAUGAGCAACCGCGUCAACAAGGCUAUCAAAGAUCACUUUGCUCAUAAAAAUGAUUUAAAACCGUGUGCUUUUACAAAGCAUGCAUGCCCGUGUCCCGGGAGCGAUUGGACUCAGCCUUCUGUUACCGCUAAAAGUGGACAAAAGAAGACAUGCGAUUGUGACCUAGAUUUUGAAUCAAUCAUCGUAACGCCCGCAAAGAUAAGCGCUCAAAAAUCGCCGAGAACUGACAGGGGACUGCCAGCGAAUAAAGCUCUAGAGGUUGAAACGAAAGCACAAGUAUCCCAGACGGCUGCAGAAAUGGAAGAAACGCCGAAAGCAGAUCCAGGGCCUGAGAUAUAUACCCAAGAAACUCGAAGGCUCACUGACACAGGAUUGUCGCCGAUAUCUACGCUAGAGCCCCAGGUCUGUUGCCAAGAGCUACGGAGAUUAAUUGACGCUAGAUUGCCACAGACAAUGCCUCAAAAUUCUGAGAUGUACUCCCAAGAAUCUCGUAAGCCCGCUGACGCCGUAUUGCCAUCGAGACCGGUUCAAGAACCUGAGAUAUAUGCCCAAGUUCCCCGGGGGCAAACUGACACAACACUGUCACAAACAGCUGAUCAAGAGCCCCAGGCGUGUUGCCAAGAGUUACGGAGACUAAUUGACACAGUAUUGCCACAGAAAAUACCUCAAGAGGCUGAGAUGUACUCUCAACGACCUCGGAGGUCCACUGAUACCGGGUUGCCUGUUAGACCCGCUCAGGAAGCUCAGAUGUAUGACCAAGUUCCUCGGGGGCAAAUUAAUGCAUGGCCACCAAGUGCUAAUCAAGAACAGAUGUACUCGCAAGUACCCCGAAGGCUCACUGACACAGGAUUGCCGCCGGGACUAGGUCAAGAGGCGCAGGCGUUCUCUCAAGACCCUCGGACGACUAGAUUGUCCCAGCAAUUAGCCCAAGAGCCAGAGAUAUAUCCUCAAGAACUUCGAAGGCUUACUGACACAGGAUUGCCGCCGAUACCGGCACAGGCGCCUGAGAUGUAUUCCCAAGUUCCUCAAGGGCAAACUGGUGCUACAUUGCAACCAAGAGCUGAUCAAGGGUCCCAGAUAUGUUGCCAGGAACUACAGGGAGAAGUUGACACUAGAUUGCCACCAACAGUUGAUCAAGAAAUCCAGGCGUGUUGCCAACAACUACGGAGACUAAUUGACACUAGAUUGCCACUAAAAAUGCCUCAAGAGACUGAGAUGUACUCUGAAAUGGCUCAAAAGCUAGCUGACUCAGGAUUGCCUUCGCAACCAGCUCAAGAGUCUGAGAAGUCACCUCAAGAGGUGGAGGAAGAGGAAGAGAACACAAUAUACUCGCAGACCAGUCAGCGUCUUUUUGAUUACGGCCUGUCUGAGAAGACAGUGCAGGACGCCAAGGUAUUUGUCCCGGAAGUCUUUGAAAAGUCCGCUCCGAGUGAGGUUACGUCGCCGAAGCAAGGACAAGAGGCCGAGGUACAAUUUUCCCCUCAAGCCUCUGAGAAAUCCGCUUUGGACAAUGACAUGCCGCUGACGCUAGCUCAAGAUGAGAAGACUCUGUCAGCAAAUGGCGAUGGUGUAAAGGACGGGGCCGGGCCAGCCCAAGAGCCUAAGGGAUCCACCUGCAUGUGCUUGUGCCCACCGCGAGAAGAUGUUACAGAAACUGAUAAAAAUGGUCCGGAUUGUGUUUGUGCGUGUCAACCACAACAAGAUCUCAAGCAAGACUCCACUUCCUAUAAAGGCUCCGGCUGCAUGUGUGCGUGCCCUUCGCAGUACGAUACGGCAUCCAGUACAGCCUCUAACUUCGUAUGUGGGUGUCCGCCACGAGAUGACUUGCCCGAUGCUGUUCAAGAGACAAAUGUCCAGAUCGAUAUCUUGAGACAGUCCGAAAGAGCAGCUUUUGAAGAAAAAACGAAGAAAACUUUAGAUGACUCCGGGUACGUGGAUGCCAAUAGGAGCCCGGACGUACCGACUGAAAGGAUCAGGACAAGCCGUCAGGAGUACCGGAAAGUUUCAAUCACUGAAACUCCAACCAAAGCGGAUUACGAUGACGACCAAAUGGAUAUUUCGCUCAACGACGCAGAAGAUACCAACACCAAUAUCAGCCGGGAUAAAGAGGAGGCAAUGUAUUUACAAAAAAUGAAUGAACAACUGAUGAAGACCAUUCUCGAUCUCCAAAGCCAAGUGGACCGCAUGAGAAUUGCCGGGGCAAAGCUAGCUGCUGGGACUUGUAGUGCGAAAAAAUGUGGAAGUAAAGCUGCCGAGGGCAAGUCUGAAGACGAUGCCGAGAACUGUGCCACAAAUUGUGGCGACGACAGUCCAGGCUGUACGAUGCCUAUAGUGGAAUCCUCCAAAAGACAGAUGGAACCUCAAAAUGAAAAUCAAUUCACACCGUCCAUCAAUCGAAGUGUUGAAGACUAUGCGCCUAAUAAGAAAGUCAGGCAGAGCGAAACGCCAAGUACAAGUGAACUGGAAUAUGGCUUACAGCAAGAGAUGCAAGCCGCUGAGCAGGCAGCAAAACCGCAAUCAACUAACGAGUCCUUUGAAAAGAACCGUCUCUUCGAGUCUCUGAACUACGCGGCUAAAGUCAAUGUUAAACCGGAGUUCUAUACCGUUGAUGACAGACAGCAGCAGCUGGCCGGCAAGAAGAAAGUAUCAACGCCGCAGUGUUUGAGAUGUACCAGAGGCGCCGAAUUCAUUGCAGACACUGAUUUAUUAGCCGACAAGGAUUCCUGUGAACCUUGCGAAUUUUGCUCGAUCGAAAAAAAAGAGUGUCAAUCGAAGCCACCCCGCGACAAGGGCGGUAAGUCUGACGGAGGAGUCGCGAAAGGUCCCGCAAAGAGUGAUCGUCACAAUAGCUUACAAAUACCUGGACCCAUACCCGUAGCUGAAGCCACCACUAAAGACUGGAAGAAAAAUGUAUUCAAACGGUUCUCACUGGAUGGGAAAAAGAAAGAUCCUCAAAAAAGUAAAGAUGAAAAGCGCAAAAGGGAAAGAGAUAUUGAAAAUACCACUCAACGACGAGGCUCUGGAAAUAUGAAAGAUAACGCUGAUAUAAAUAAUUCUCUUACAAACAAAAUGCCCUUAGAAAUAGACGAAAACGCAAAAGCAUUGAGGGAAGCACGAAGGGAAUUGAAAGCACACAGCAAAGAAUCUUUUGAACUGAACAGACUGAGCACUCUUAAAAAGAAAGAUAGUCAAACGAUGCCCUUGCCUAUUCAGGAGUCCUUGAACAAUUUCUAUCCGCGUAGCGAUCUAAAUCUAUUUCCCACUGUUGGAGCUGAGCCGAACCCACGCCCAACCAAAUAUGGAAAUCAAACGUAUCAUGCGCUUACGUUCCAAGAAACUAACUUACAAGAACAGAAUAGAGCUACACAGGUAGGUCAAGAGAACAAACAGCGACGACGAUCGUCUACGUCUGAUCAAGAAACUUAUACAGUAGACACCAGUAAGGAAACCAGGGCCACGUCUCCUGAUAACACUGAAUAUGAAAUAUCAUACAUGACCGACCUGCCUUCAGAGAGAGAAGGUAAGAGUCCCAAAAGCCAGCGUCUGUCUCCGGGAGAGGACAAGAUGACCACUACGUACACCGACUCCUACACGAACCCAGCCACCAAUUACUCGCUCAGCGAAGGUGAACUGCCUGCUACCACAACUCGGAAAUUGUCCCUAAACAGUCGCCGGGAUCCCGCACCGUUAACAAAUGAAGAUGCUCCACCGACACAGAAAAUGGAAGAAGCCCUCCAAGCAAUAACGGAAGAGCUGGCUCGAUGUAAGAACCUGAUGCUCAGCCAGCGGCCGACUGACGCGACUAGCGAAGCGACCAGAACCGAGGCCACUAAACCCGAGUCGCUACGACAACCGCGCCGCAGUUCGCCCGCCAUGGAGCCGCGCCACAGCCGCCUGCUGCCGCUGCCGAUCCCGCCGUCGCCGCCGUCCACCCCGCCGUCUUCACACCGACAGUCCUUGCUAAAUCCACCGUUAAUACUUUCGCAAUCAUCGCCGCGACGGUCACUGGUGGCCGAUCUACAAAUGCAGCAUUUGCUUGAGGAUGAUGAGCCACCCAAGCGACUGUCGAUAGAAGAAGCUUCGCAGCCUGUACCCUCACAAGAAAUGCCAAAGUCGUCGCAACAAAAAUCGAUUUUACACACUGAUAAGCAUGCUAUGGACCUAAAUUUAGAUAUGCCGGACCCAUCCCCACUAGACAGUACUAUCGCGCUACGAAGAGGUAUCGCGACCCAGAGCAUUGGCGAUACAUACGCCCCCAAGUGCCUGUUCACUCUGCACAUCGGCACUGUUGUACUGUCAGACGAGGCGGUCCUAAACUCCCGCGAUAAGUCGCUCGUGCUGACCUGGAAGUUCUACGACCAGAACGUUGCGAUGACGCGAGUGCGUCCCGGACGAGUCGUGCUAUUCGAUUUCUCCACAGAGUACGAUGUCAAGCUAACUGACGAAUUCUUGACCUACUUGAAACAAGAGGAGAUGCCGAUACUGAUCUGUGAGCUAGAUAAACAAGACACGCCGUUCGCUAGCUGUGCUCUGCCGCUGCGAGAUGCGUUGCUACACACCAACAGAAGAGCUGACAUGUCGCUCGCACUGGUCGCUGGACCUCAAAUGUUAAGUGCCCGAGCAGAAAAUGGCGCAGCUGCAGAUGCCCUGGACGCGGGCGACGAAAUGGGCGUCAUCGACCUCUGGUGCUUACUGCGAGCUGAUGGGCACGUACUGCCGCUCAUCAAUCGUAGUAUCGCACGGUUAACGAAGCCAGCAAACAGGCAGCAGAGCUCCUCGCGGUUCAUGCAGCAAGUGAUGGACGACGAGCCGUCCAAUGAAUUGCGCGACCUUGACAUAACUCGGUCUACCUACCCCGUGGCAUACGAGGACCGGCCCGUGCCGAGCCAAUACCGAGAUGUGGCGUACCUGCGGACUACUCGUCGCUGGGGUAGUAGCUUCUUGAAGCUGCCGCCCACGUACGAUAUCAACGCUGUCGGCCAGACGGCGCCGCCUCCGCCGUCCAAGCCCACAGCCGCCGAGACCGCGGAAGCUGUUGCCAAGGCCGCUGCAGAAGCUGAGGCUGCAGCCGCCGCCACCAGGCGCGCUGAGGAACUCUAUGACCCUAGCAAUUACCCUCCAGUUCGGCAGCGCAACUCAGACCCGCCGAUCAGCCCGUCAGAUGAACCGGAACGUGACGUUUCCCAGAUUAUACCCAACGAAGUCGUGGCUAAAAUAAAAUCGCCAGGAGAUAUGAAACAAGCCUUAGUACAAAAUUCUCAGCGAUCGGAUAACCCGAGGAUACCAAGGGCUGACGAAGAAAUAGCAUCACAAGCUCAAUCCAGUAUGGGCUCCUUAAGAAGUAUAGUGGCCAGGUUACAAAAGAAAGGUCUUGCUAAAACUGUUAAUCCAAAUAGGAUAUCAGAGCGCCGCCAAUCAAUAUUACAAUCUAUAAAGGCAAAAAGCGGUAAGAAUACGCUAGAUAUGGUUUCAGGAAAACCUCCACCUGAGAUGAAACCCUUAGACACUGUGGAGGAACAACCCGAUAGCGAAUUAUUCAGGAAAUACGACAACAUUAGCAAGCUACUCGGAUCAAAUAGAACUGAUUCGUCGAAGAAGUCUGUGACAAUUCUGCCGAAGUAUGUGGAGGAUGAGACUCAGAAUGCACCAGAAGGCAACGAAGACGAGAACAAUCCGGUUAAGCAGAGUCUGGACAUCACAGUCUUGUGGCUGGCUCUGAACGAGGAGUGCGAGGCCAUGGUGGACCCUCACGUGCAACGCGUGUACGUCGCCUAUAGCUUCCUCGGCCGGAACGGAGCGGAACUCGAGACUCCUGUCAGUCUGCCCAAACCGAAGCAUUACGUUGAUAAGUGUUACUUCAAUUUUAAGAAAACAUUCGAGUUGGAGGACAGUGACCUGCCACUCCUGGGCCACAUGGCGCGAUGCCGUGCCGCCAGCAAGGUCUCCGAAGACGCUAAGGACUGCAUCGUGUUCAGCGUCGUCAGCGAGCCGCCUGAAGAUCCGCUAGGCUUAGAGAGCUGCGAAGAUAUCGGCUACGCGUUCCUGUACCUGGGCGACCUGCUGGCGUACAGCGCGGGCAGCUCGGGCUACACGGAGGUGGUGCCGGUCCGCAGCGCGCACGGCGGCGCGGCCGUGUGCGGCGUGCUGGCCGUGCGGCUGGACGGGCUGGACAUCGUGCGCCGCUGCCUGCUGCUGGCCAGCUCGCAGAAGGACCUCUCGCAGUGGGCCGCCCUCUGAGCCACACCACCAGACUUUUCCACAAGCUCUACCUACACCCAACAAAAUAGUUUGGAAACAGUCACCGCCUCACCGCGUUCGAUGAAAAUUGCACUUAUUUAUAUUCUUCGCUCAUUGAAUGUGUUCGUUUUAUUUACAUGUGAAAUAAACAGGAAUCUGUCAGUCAGUGUGGUGUCAGUCAUUUGUCAUUUGUUACAAUAUCGUUUGGCACUUGAAGCGAGGCAGGUAUUGCACACUAUGCUGGCUUAAAAUGGCGCUACAUACCGAAAAUGAAAGUCAUUAUAUACUUUUAUUGGCCUACUAUCGACAAAAUUGAAAUCGAUACCAACUUAAGGAAAAUCGAUUUGCAAUCAAUACUGUUCCAAUACAUUUUGAUUACUAUGAUUUUUUGUUGUUUAUUUUACGAAUUUUGAUUUAUGUUACUUUUUGUCUCACUUGUUCAAUGUUUUGACAUUAUCUUAAAAUAAAAUACAUUCACUUCUGUAAACUCGUAAUUUGCGCAAUCGCAAUCGAAACAGGAACAUUACAAGCGUUACAUCAACCCAAAACAAUCGAAAAUGUUGAAGUGGAUUCCAAUAGGGAUGUGAUAGCGUCCGGACCGCCGGUGUUGAGAUCCGUGCGCGCAGUCACGGGUGUGUUAGGGCCGGCGACGCACGCGCCCCGCGGUCCGAGCCGUUUCGCAAUCGUCCUAAUUCGGCGAGUGGUUGUCGCGCGUGGCCGUGCCGGCGCUGCGCACGCGCACACUCAGCGAGGCGCGCGCGAGGGCGCUAACCCUGCGCCAGAACAUGGAUGUAAGUAUACCUACCUAUAUGUAUCUUUAUGAAGAUGGCGAUAAUGUAUGUUGUAAUUGUAAGAAUAAGUAUAGGUAUGCUGGACUCCUGAACGUAGGUGGGGCCCUUGAGAAUAUUUCAGCUAAAUAGCAACAUCCAGAUAAUGGGCUACUUAUCUCCUUAGCAGGUAUGGAAAUGCAUUGCGGACAGUGGAUUUCCCAGAGUUACUUUUAUCACUUGCUUAACCGUGGACUACACUCGUAUAGUAGGAAUGCCAUAAACCCAAAAUGUUUGUAUCACAAUAUUAGAAGAGAAACAAAAAGCAACGAAAUCAGACCAAACAAUAUACCUUAUCGUAGACCCCACCUUUAAACCUGUAAAACCUGAGAACUAUCCAAUCAUGACUCCGCAAAUUUUCCACCUCGAUAUCAAUUCAAGCCUUCUUCACUUAUGGAAAGAUAUGGCAAUUAAAAAUACGUAGAGUUCCUCUACGUAUUCCGAUGAUGCACGUCAGCUCUUAAUAAAUAAACAAAUGAUGCGGUUAUAUUCUUGCCAAACGGAUUUAUGCUAGAAUGAUCUUAUUUCUAUGAACAAAGCACUUAACGUUAUUUAUGCAAUGAGCGUCUGUUAAUGAUCUCUGCAUUUUCCUUCACAAUUUUCAUGUAGCAAUUAUCAGAUAUUUACAGGUUAAUAAAAUCAUUUCAAAGUCCCAAGUGACAGAUACGUAAGGAUUGGACAUUCGGGCGUGACAUUUAUAAGACACUAGCCAGCAACUUGCUUGUGUACCUUCGAAGACACGAUUAGACUGAAGGAUGUCGUCUGUUAUAUCUCGAUGAACUGACACGGUCGUGUGUGAGUCGGACUCGCGAUACUUAGGGUUUCCUUAUAAAUAGGAAAAAGGAAAAUAAUUUACGACAAAAAUUGGUCACCGAUUAUUUAUGUUCGUAUCAACCGCUGCUUAACAUCGAUGUUUAUUUUAAUUACUUCUAGUUAUAGCGGCAACAGUAAUACCUAUAUCAUCAUCUGUCAUAAUUCCAACUAUUUAGCCAUCACAGCGCAUGAGAGAAGUCAUAGGUUUUCGUUUUUACCCUUUUGGUUAUAAACCUCACAAAUAUAUUUGUAGUCGUCUCUCAUAAAUCAACACAUGACCACAACAAAAAUGUAUUGGCAAUAGAUUAUUUCCUCCACUAAUUUGUAAUUAGUAGAUAUCUCAGUUGUAAUAGUCGCCUACAUUUCGUGUGACGGUUUCAUAAAUAGCCGGGUCAACCUUUGUCAAUGUCGGCAUAUUUUUAGUUAACCCAGACUACUUAGUUUGCGAAUACUUCUCACAAAAAUUCCAAUAGCUGAGCGCUUUGUAUUUUAAUUAGCACAUUCGUGAGGCCGAAGCGAUCGUAAAAAGCGGCUUUAGAAACGACUUCCUUCAAAUUCAUAUUUUGUCAUUUAUGUAUUAUUUAGUUCUGACCUUAUUUAUAGGGUUGUUGUUGGUAACUAGAUAUCUGCUAAAUAUUUUAUGAAACCUUUAAAAUAAAACGCAACAUAGGUGGUAAAACGUUUGAAAGUAGGGCCUUAUAAUGUAGCUUGUUGGUAAAACCUUUUAGUACUGAAAAAUGUCGUCACAUGAGAUUGCAACUUGCUGUAAUAUUCUUAUGCGAUAAAAAAGACGACCUUUUUUCAUGUUAAAUUUUUUAGACAUGUAAUAUACCCAAUUUGGACCUCCAUUCUGUUAUAAUUCUAGAUACAAAGAUAACCUCUUAAAUGUAAAGGAUCAAUGAAUUGUUUUUCAAAUGUAUUUAUGUUUAUUCUUCCAGACGGCAUGGAAGAGUAUGAAUGUCGUAUUUUUUGGUAGGUACAUAAAAACAUACUAUGAGUAGUCGUCGAAAACACAAGUAUCAACAUCCAUAUAAAUUAAAGUAUUUUCAUAGGUACGAGUAGAUACUUAAUUUUUUAUACAGAUAGCUGUUGCCAAUUUCAUUGAAUAGUCCAUAACAUUAUUGAGACAGCUCACAUGAUGUCACAAACAUUGUUAGUUUACGAGUGUUAUGAGGUGGACAUCAAACAUUAGCCGUAAUAAUAUAACGUUUUAUCUGAGUAUAAUGUGGUCUGAAACUAUAACUUUUUAUAAGACAAUCUCUUGUUUUACUGCUUCUCUGAAGAGUGGUUUCAGUUUUGCUUUAGUAUGUAAAAUUGCUUCUGAUGCUUCGUACAUUCGUCGCUACAUUCAAAACUAAAAACUUUUGUUAAAAACUUAAAGAAAAAAUCGUACGAAGAUUUCUUAUUAUUUUUUGUGACAUUUCGACUAAACGGUUUCUUCUUCAUUUUAAUUAUAAUCAAAAACUAUUACACCAGUUACCAUAACACGGUCUUGGCGAAGAGAAAAACGCGUAUCUCAAUAUGCUGCUUUCCUAUUAGCACCUCUAAGACGUUUGUUUGUUCAUUACAACAAAACAAACGUCCAAUUAUAUAGCCAUCACUAAAUUAUAUCGUUCAACAUUGGACCAAUAACAAUAAUACUGUUAAACACCACUAAUUUAAUUUGGCAACCAUAAAUAUUAUUUGAUCGUUUGUCUCAUUGUCAUCAUGUCAAUUAAUUUUACAAAAUCACCGGAGUUACACGAUUAAUAAUGUUUUAUUACAUUUGUUCGGUGCUAGCGAAUCUGUCCGCGACUGCCAAACAGACGCACAUACAUCAGUAGAUACAAUGAAGGUAUAUUAUUAUGCUACUAGUCUAUUUUAAAAUAUCCGAUUUAAGAUCGCAUCAAUUAUGGUAAGCGAAAGCUGUGCUCUAUGAGUAAGCAAUCAAUAAAUACAUUGUGUUCCGAAUCAAAUACCUACGCUGUGUCGUUAGAUAUAAAUAGAUAGUCUCCUCGAAAUUCGAAGUUCAGAAGGACCUAUUGUAAGGAAAGAAAUGGAGUCACUUACCCAUCAUGUCAGUUUUGCAGCAUAAACAGAAUUUAAAUACAUACAAAUAACCAUUACAACACGCUUCAUUAUAAUUUACAAGCCUACUACUGGCAGUGACAGAAAAUAUGACAUGUUAUCAUUCAUAUUCGCAGUUAUUAGUUGGAGCCAACGUCAUUACGUAGGAGGUCUAUGUAGGCUUGAAGAGUAAUUUAUAUGUUCAUUCAGUAGUCAGUUAUAACAGUCAACAAGCUGCUAAACGUAGGGAAAAUAUGUGGAAGCGGCGAAAACAGGAGAUUUGUCGUUCUUAUCGUUCCCUUGAUGAAUAGUUUAUAGACCUAUGUUCUUGUUACCAAAAUACUAUUCAUACUGACAUUCGUAGGUCAGCGACAUCUAGCGAGGAUUCCCUGGUAUAACAACGAUUGGGUUGGGCAAAGCGCCAUCUAUUGCGAGCUCGUGACGCUACUGAAACUUUCAGUAAACUGAAAUAACGAUGUUGGCGCUAGUUUAAAAAACUUUUCAGAGAUGGCGUUGUUGGGCAGUAAAAUCGUAGCACUCGUAGCUCUUAUUUUUUUAAAGAUAUUGGAAUGAUCAAUAUUAUUACUAAUUACAAAUUAGCUAUACUUGGUCCUUGGCAAGGGAAAUAGUAUCUCCUGGUUAACUUGUUAAGGCUGUUGUAAUACAGGCGUGCUUUCCCAAAUCUUUGCGAUGUAACUGUAAUCUUAAUGUCUUCUUCACUUUCCAUACUACAAUACUUGGUUUAUCUGGAUAUUCAUCGAUAUAAGAACAUAAUCAUCCCACCCUCUGAGUAUCUGGUUCCAAUGACAAGUAAGCUCGGUCUGGCAAACAUGUACCUGUUUCCCAGUAAAAAAACUGACUGAAAAUUGCUCAGCUUUAUAGGGUAACGGUAUCGCUUGUUAGAAAGAAAGUAUAUAGAGCGCGGCGGUUCUUUUACAUGUAAUUUUCAUUGGUUUAUUGAUUGUUUAUUUUCAAAAAAAGCGAAUACUUCUUAAUAUGAAAUGAAAUGUUACAAAACACUUCGAAGAUACCUAGAAGUACAAAACAAAAUAAAAAUAACUCUUCAUACCUACGUAGCGCAUAGCUAUGUGGCAAUAGAAAUACUGUGUUAAAUCUAUCGCUGGACAGGUACAAGUAAGACGACAAAGUGAUUGAUGUUAGUACCUAGCUUGCCUAAUAUAUUCCUCUGAAGCGGGAACAUUUCCUGACACUCCCAAGGGUUCUAUUUUGAAGUGCAGUCUAUUUUCGCCCGGUACAUUGUUGUGGCGUGUCGAGGAGUUGACAGUCGACAUAAUUAGUUGCGGCUACAAUUAUAUUUCAUGUGGGAGCUAGCUUCAUUUGUUUUAGGGAUUAGUAUUUGAAGUGAUCUAAUACGUGCAGCUUUAUCUUAUACCCUGUGAUUUGCUUUAAUUUAGACUCUAUAAUCAGGUGGCUAAAUGUCAAAGCAAUUUUCGUUGCGAAUGAAAACUAAAAGCGAUUACACUCCUAUAAACGAAUGAAUGAAGUCCGGCAAGUAUUAUCGCCUUGGCGUGCACGUGCCGAGUCUUAGCACCGGUAUGAUCUCUCCUGUAUCCUCUCAUCUUACGUCAGAUUCCAAAGACUGAGCUUUCUUUGGUAAAUGGAAACAGUUACGAAGUCACUCUUUGACGUCUUAAAUAACAACUGCAUAGGUACUUGGGCAUCCAUCAGUCAUGGAUUUGUAAAAUUCAUGAUGCGGGCUUCAUACCAAAUUAUUUUUCCAAUCCAAAAAACUAAAGUUUAUCUCUCUCAUAGACUGCGUAAAGGACUAUUCUAGAUGAUGUGGUAAAGGUAGAGUGUUAAUGGAACAUUAUAAAGCCCUUUCGAUAUUUAGGUACAGAUCACAAGAUAAGCUUUUUGGUUUAAAUUAAAAAUAAAUACAGUGGAAAAUAAACGCUCAUUUAUUUGGAUUCACAGAGACAUUUGAAUGUUUUUUAUUCUUACAGUGAGUUAAACAACUUUCUUUGUUGCAAUGCUAUCUCCCUUCCAGGAACAUAUUUGUCAUAUUUCCUUUCAUAAAAUAUAAUGAAUUCUCAUGCUGACAGAUAUGUGAGUAAUUUUUCAUUUUUAAUAUUUAACCACACAACCAGCAUUAAUUCUUUAUGCUGAGAACUUAUCUACAUAUAUUACUCAUGCAAAAUUACUUCCCAAAUAAAAUACACAAAAAAAUUACUUAAAAUUUCGAACUUAGUCAACAUAUUCGUUUCCUUACGAGCCUCUUUAAAGAAAGCGUGUCUCCGUUAUAAGGUAGGUAUCCCACAUGUGAGCACACGUGUGGCGGGACUCGUGUCGCCAUGUCACAGAUCGGCCAUUUUAUUUUAGUAUAAUGCCGCAUUCCGAUUGCCAGCGCUUAUGUAAUAAUCUGUGUCUUAUUAAUCGUGGGGCCGUGACCGUGAAUGUUCUCUUCAAGUUUUAUUUAAUGGUUAUUAGUAUUACGAUAGUUUUGCUCUGAUGUAGUUUUAAUUAUGAUUAUAGUUUUACUGUCUUUAAAUUUUGUUUUUAAUGUUGCGAAGUCAAGUGUUUUGGGAUUGAUAUAUUUUGAUUUAAGAGAAUUAACAGAUAUUUUUCAGUCUUCGAACGAAGCCUCGGACAUAUUCUCACACUUUUAAAAAGACGACUCCUGCACUAAGGAACUAAAUCCUUGUAUCACGGGGGUCUCACAAAUAUUCAAGACACGUGAUCAAAGACACCCCGACUCAGAAAAAUAAUGAAUUUUAAACUGGCUUCAUUUCAGACUCAAGAAUAACUUUGCCUUUUCUGCAAGCGAUUAAAAUUCACUAUUCAAUCAAACACUAUCGAUCAAUAGCAGCCAGUCUAAACAAUCAGUGUCUCAUUACACCAUGUCAGAUGUAUCUGGCACGCCAUCUGCCGGCAGUUCUCGGAAGGCCCGGCGUGAACCACGGCCCUGAACCAGUUAGUAAAAGUGGACAGUUACGUCACGGAAAACUAACGGGAAAAGCUUGUUUGUUUGUUUUGAAACAUGGGAAAGUGCUUGUGACCUGCUUACCCACUGAAUAAUCGUGGGUGAUGUAAUAAAAACUUUCUGAAAAUCUUGAGUAGGUAGGUAUUUUA
Molecule: messenger RNA, 14411 nt
Organism: Trichoplusia ni (cabbage looper)
Lineage: Eukaryota; Metazoa; Arthropoda; Insecta; Lepidoptera; Noctuidae
Exons: 66
Coding region: 403-7635 (2410 amino acids)
Biological process (GO): non-motile cilium assembly
Cellular component (GO): ciliary transition zone
Source: RefSeq, a predicted model, not a curated record